AGCAGUAGGACCCUGCGCCAGGAGCCACGGGGCGGUCGCGCGGCUGGGCACGCCCCAACUGCACCCCAGCCCCAGCACAAGGCGGUUGCGAGGCGACCUGAGCACAUAAACCUCCGGGCGGGUCUCCAUAGUGACUGGCGGAUGCCCUGGCCAAUUGUGUCCCGGCGCUUGUUUAUCUCCACCCCAUCCCUCCUCGGGGGACCGAUAUUUCCAAGACUGACAGGCCGUUCCGGGUGCUGUUACGUAAGGGGAGGAUCAAUUGCAGCCUCACCCAAACCGGAGUGAUUUGAUUGGCAGGACGAAGGGCUGUCUUCCCAACGCCCCCGGAAAAACGUCCUUGACGGGCAGAUGUGAGAGCCAGUUGGCGCCAGGAGGCAAGGCGGAAGCCUUGGGCCCAGGGGCGUGCGGCAGGGGGUGGAGCCCGGCGCCGAGGGCAGGGCAGGGUGGGGCGGGGCGGGGAUCAACCUGGAGCUGGGCUGGCGCUACGGCCGGAGAUGCUGUCGGGCCGCGACAGCGCUCGGCAGCCAAGAGCUCUGCAUUGAAGGCACCGGGGUGAGAUGCACUGCCCGGUACAGUGGUAAAGUGAAUGCUGCAGACAGAAGAUUUUGAUGACACACCACUGAAUUUGUUUGGAAUACACGUUAUGAACCCUUUCUGGAGCAUGUCUACAAGCUCUGUACGCAAACGAUCUGAAGGUGAAGAGAAGACACUAACAGGGGACGGGAAAACCAGUCCUCCACGAACUGCACCAAAGAAACAGCUGCCUUCCAUUCCCAAAAACGCUUUGCCCAUAACUAAGCCUGCGUCUCCUGCCCCAGCAGCACAGUCAACAAAUGGCACGCAUGCGUCCUAUGGACCCUUCUACCUGGAAUACUCGCUGCUUGCAGAAUUUACCUUGGUUGUGAAGCAGAAGCUACCGGGUGUCUAUGUGCAGCCAUCUUACCACUCUGCAUUAAUGUGGUUUGGAGUAAUAUUCAUACGGCACGGACUUUACCAAGAUGGCGUAUUUAAGUUCACAGUUUACAUCCCUGAUAACUAUCCAGAUGGUGACUGUCCACGCUUGGUGUUUGAUAUUCCCGUCUUUCACCCGCUAGUUGAUCCCACCUCAGGUGAGCUGGAUGUGAAGAGAGCAUUUGCAAAAUGGAGGCGGAACCAUAAUCAUAUUUGGCAGGUAUUAAUGUAUGCAAGGAGAGUUUUCUACAAGAUUGAUACAGCAAGCCCCCUGAACCCAGAGGCUGCAGUACUGUAUGAAAAAGAUAUUCAGCUUUUUAAAAGUAAAGUUGUUGACAGUGUUAAGGUGUGCACUGCUCGUUUGUUUGACCAGCCUAAAAUAGAAGACCCCUAUGCAAUUAGCUUUUCUCCAUGGAAUCCUUCUGUACAUGAUGAAGCCAGAGAAAAGAUGCUGACUCAGAAAAAGAAGCCUGAGGAACAGCACAAUAAAAGUGUUCAUGUUGCUGGCCUGUCAUGGGUAAAGCCUGGCUCAGUACAGCCUUUCAGUAAAGAAGAGAAAACAGUGGCGACUUAAGAGAUGGUGAAUCUGGUGCACCAUGCACUUUCCUGCUGGACUCUGGCCUAGUUCAAGCUGACCAAUGGCAGAGGACUGCCUGAAGAGUAAAGCUGUGUGAACAAUGACUGACUGCCAGUGUUUUCCAUGUAUGCAUAGGUUCUAACAGCAGGUUUUGGAAACCUCUCUCUAAGUAAUGCAUUACUUCUGUCAGAAGUGUCUUAGGGUGGUUAUCUAGUUCAGUACUCCAAAUUUUGGGGACCUUGAGGCUUAAGUAUUUUUCUGAAUAUAAUGCUAAAGGUAAGUUGCAUUCAUUUAAACUAAUAGAGCAGACAGAAUUCAGCACUACUUAAUAGUUUGUAAAUCAGUGGUUUCAGUUGUAUAUAUGUUAGGAAAUGGAGAGAUAUAGAGAGAGCAGGUUCCAUAGCUCAGCACUUUUAAGUGGAAGAUCAUUUGAAUCUCAAGUCUUCAGCCUGCACUGAUUUAUAGCCUGCACUGUCUUACUGAUUUAUAAACUGAAAUCACUGAGAAAUGUCUUUAGUUGAGUGAGAAGAAACCAGAACACUUGUUCCUAGUGUUGUGUUGUUUUUUAAGCAAAUUACUCACUGUAUUUUUAUGGCAGGAGGGAGAAAAAGUGUUAACGGUUUCUAAUGAAGUCAGAUAUUUAAAUGAUGAAUGACUAAUGUGUUUAGUAGAGACAAAAUAAACCAAUAAAGGAUUGUUCUUUGCCAUUUA
Messenger RNA from Callithrix jacchus (white-tufted-ear marmoset), 2239 nucleotides. It is a transcript of the gene AKTIP, whose product is annotated as AKT interacting protein. NCBI's taxonomy places the organism in Eukaryota, Metazoa, Chordata, Mammalia, Primates, Cebidae. The record is from RefSeq and is a predicted model, not a curated record.